This is a messenger RNA of Dibothriocephalus latus, 876 nucleotides long. NCBI's taxonomy places the organism in Eukaryota, Metazoa, Platyhelminthes, Cestoda, Diphyllobothriidea, Diphyllobothriidae. The record is from the annotation of a GenBank genome assembly.
AUGGUUGAGCAGAAUGCAGCAGCUGAAAGUGCUUCCAACUGUUUCUACCCCUUUAGGCCGGAAUCCUUUUCUUAUGACGAGCGCCUGGAGAAACCCAGCUCACAGAACCUCGGUCUAGCCUUUCAUCUGGCCUCACGUGAAUACGGAAUUCCCCGCCUACUGGAGACGGAAGAUCUCGAUGCGGAACUGGAAGCUAACGCAUCUGCCGAAGGAGAGUUUGGGGCUACCGUUACUGUGGCAACAACUUCUUCACGCAGUUCCUCCCCAACCUGCUCCGAAAUCACCUUUUACGACGAUGAAACGGAGCAGGAAGAGGAAUCGGCAGACGAUCAGGAUCAGGAGAGCCUUCAACAACGCAUGGAACGCCUGCUGGCGUGGAUGCUCUCCGUGGAGGAGAAGAUGGCAGCAAAUUUAACGGCAGUAGAGGAAGUACAGAAAAAUGGCGAAAGCACACCUACCGCGGAGACGACAGAGCAGGAGACGAUCAAAGCGAAUUUCUUGCAUAUACGGAAACAAGUAGAAACCGCUCGAAACUGCUUUAACGUACACGAAGGUCUUGCCGGACACAUGAGUAGACAUCAAUCGUCUGUUAUCCGGUGUCUACGAAACGGCGAUCGACUUUGUUCUCAAGCGCAGAAGGCACAGCGACCAGCGAAUAACACGGAGGGUCUCAACGAAGCGCAAACGAGCUCCGUAGACGUUGCGGGGCUGCGAAAGAUGCUGGCCUUCAUUAGUAAAAAGUGGGCUGAAUUUAAUAAGAAUUCGGCGGCAACGACCAAGAAGCUUGCUGAGGUUCUUCUGCGCAGACAGGAGGAGCUCCUACAGGCGGUGCAAUGCCACCUUGAAAAACUUGAAAUAGAAAAGUCAGUCCACUAA